Molecule: messenger RNA, 1254 nt
Organism: Diceros bicornis minor
Lineage: Eukaryota; Metazoa; Chordata; Mammalia; Perissodactyla; Rhinocerotidae
Gene: MIP
Product: major intrinsic protein of lens fiber
Exons: 4
Coding region: 1-792 (263 amino acids)
Biological process (GO): transmembrane transport
Cellular component (GO): apical plasma membrane; plasma membrane
Molecular function (GO): water channel activity
Source: RefSeq, a predicted model, not a curated record
AUGUGGGAACUGCGUUCAGCCUCCUUCUGGAGGGCCAUAUUUGCUGAGUUCUUUGCCACCCUCUUCUAUGUCUUCUUCGGGCUGGGGUCCUCACUGCGUUGGGCCCCUGGACCCCUGCAUGUCUUGCAGGUGGCUCUGGCCUUUGGCCUGGCUCUGGCUACGCUGGUGCAGGCUGUGGGCCACAUCAGUGGAGCCCACAUCAAUCCUGCAGUCACUUUUGCCUUCCUUGUCAGCUCCCAGAUGUCCCUGCUCCGUGCCUUCUGCUAUGUGACAGCCCAACUCCUGGGAGCAGUGGCUGGGGCCGCCGUGCUGUAUAGCGUUACCCCGCCUGCCGUCCGAGGAAACCUAGCACUUAACACGCUGCACCCUGGGGUGAGCGUGGGCCAGGCCACCACAGUGGAGAUCUUCCUGACGCUCCAGUUCGUGCUCUGCGUCUUUGCCACGUACGACGAGAGGCGGAAUGGCCGCCUGGGCUCCAUGGCCCUGGCCGUUGGCUUCUCCCUCACCCUGGGGCACCUCUUUGGGAUGUACUAUACUGGUGCAGGCAUGAACCCUGCCCGCUCCUUUGCUCCUGCCAUUCUCACCAGAAACUUCACCAACCACUGGGUGUACUGGGUGGGUCCAAUCAUUGGAGGGGGCCUGGGCAGUCUCCUCUACGACUUUCUCCUCUUCCCCCGGCUCAAAAGUGUUUCUGAGAGACUGUCUGUUCUCAAGGGUACCAAGCCCAAUGACGCCAAUGGACAACCAGAGAGCACAGGGGAACCUGUUGAACUGAAGACCCAGGCCCUGUAGAAGCUCCAGUGGCAUAGAGGGAGUAGGAAGCUUCCGGGUUUACAUGGAAGGGCUGACCCAGCCCCUGGAUGAAGAAAGAGGCUGUGGGGAGGGGCAUGUACUUCUUUAUUUUUUAAUUUAUGUGUGUGUGUUUUUUGCCUUUUGCUGUGUGAAAUCUUUCAAGUUGCAUUCAUGAGCUGGUUGGUACAAACUUCCCUUCCUCCCCAUCCCACCUCUCUUUGCCGCUGUGUGUGCAUGAUUGUGUGUAUGAAUGUGACUGAAUGUGGCUGUGUCUGAGUUCUGGGGCAUGGCAGGAGAGGUAGGGAAGGGAAAGGAGGUGUCAUCCUAUACCUUCCUCUCCCAACCCGGUGUGCUGAGCAUAGGGAACCAAGAUCUUAAGCUUCUGGCCUUCACCCUGCUGCUAGUCCUGUGUAUGGCUCUAGGUUUCUGAGGGAGCAGGGAAGCAGGGAGUACUCCUCACAA